AUGGCGAGCAAGCUUCACGUCGAGAGAAUUCGUCAAAUUAGAGGACUGAGGUUGUUGUAUGCGGGUGCUUUAGUGACCAUUUUACUAUUGGUUAUUUCUCAGCUGUUAGUAGCCCCGCAUGAAUACUAUGUCUCACUUCUAUCGCCCGCAAAUAUCAGUAUGAUGUUUGUGACAGUUAAUAAUGCCACCCUUUCAAAAGAACCACCACUUGACGAUGCUGACAUUCUUCAUUCUGAGGUCACUAACCCUGAAUCUGGUCGGGAUCAAGAAGCUUUUCAAGGAAAGGGAGAAGGCCAAAGUUACGGAUUCUACAACAAUUCGCAAGAGGGGCAGACAGGUGCUUUACUUGAAGAUGAGAAAAAGUUGCCUGGUCAUUUCACAUCUGACAGCAAAUUAGGAUCUAAUGAGAUUGUGAGUACGGGGGAAUUUGAGACAACAGAGAAUCAUUCUCUUUGGAACAGUGUAGAAGCUGGAUUUGACUUAAAAGAGAAGGUAAAGGAGCCAAAGGCUAGUACCACUGAAAGUUAUUUGGCGUUUAUACCCGAUAGUGUAACUACUUCAAUGCCACUUCCUGCAACCAACAUGACUUCAUUAAACGACAACCAGAAAGAUCUCAAUGUGCAAUCCAUUAAUAAAGUUGAGGACUUACUACAAAAUGGUUCUGUUUCACCAGACAAUAGCUUAGCAUUAGCUGCUACAUCUAUCUGGAGGAAGAGCAAGAGGAAGCCAACUUCAAUUUCUGAUAUGAAUACCUUAUUGCAUCAGAGCCUUACUUCUGCAACUUUAUUGAGGUCACAAAUAUUAUCUGCUCGUGAUAAGGAGCUUCAAAAUGCAAGAUUUGAGAUUGAAAGAGCUCCUAUUAUCAGGAAUGCUCCUUAUGCUUAUUCCUCUCUCUUCCGAAAUUACUCCAUGUUCAUGAGAAGCUACGAAUUAAUGGAGCGCCUGCUCAGAGUGUACAUCUAUAAGGAGGGUCAGAAGCCAAUAUUCCAUCAACCAUAUCUCAGAGGAAUUUAUGCUUCCGAAGGGUGGUUCCUGAAAUUGAUGGAAGGAAAUAGAAAAUUUGUCGUGCGGGAUCCAAAAAAGGCACACUUGUUUUAUUUACCUUUUAGCACACUAAAGCUAAGGGAGAUGCUCCAUCAACAGAAUUUUACAAGUCAGAAGGAUUUAGAGAAUCUUCUGAACAGUUACAUACAUAGCAUUGCCAAAAAGUAUGUUUUCUGGAACAGAACUGGUGGAGCUGAUCAUUUUCUGGUUGCUUGCCAUGAUUGGGCUCCUCGUUUGACAAGGUCUAGUAUGGGAAGCUGCUUAAGAGCCCUUUGCAACUGCAACAUUGCUAGAGGCUUUGAAAUAGGGAAGGAUGUAUCUCUUCCAGUGACAUAUAUUCGUUCUGCAGAGAAUCCUGGGAAGUAUACUGGAGGGAAUGACCCUUUACAGAGGCCUAUCUUAGCUUUCUUUGCAGGAGGCAUGCACGGAUACCUUCGUCCCAUCUUGCUUCAAAAUUGGAGCAAUAAGGAGCCAGAUAUGAAGAUUUUUGGGCCAAUGUCUCGUGAUUCUGAGGGUAAAGCUCGGUAUAGAGAGUUUAUGAAGAGUAGUAAAUAUUGCAUUUGUGCUCGGGGUUACGAGGUCCACACACCACGCGUUAUAGAAUCCAUUUACUACGAAUGUGUUCCAGUGAUCAUAUCAGAUGAUUAUGUACCCCCUUUCUUUGAGAUUUUGAAUUGGGAGUCAUUUGCUGUCUUUGUAUUGGAAGCAGACGUUCCAAACUUGAGGAACAUACUUCUCUCAAUUCCUGAGAAAAGAUACAUGGAAAUGCAGAAUCGUCUGAAGUUGGUGCAACAGCAUUUCGUCUGGCACAAAAUUCCUGUCAAAUUUGACUUAUUUCAUAUGAUCCUUCAUUCAAUAUGGUACAACAGGGUUUUCCGAGUAAAAUCACGAUGA
Molecule: messenger RNA, 1938 nt
Organism: Oldenlandia corymbosa var. corymbosa
Lineage: Eukaryota; Viridiplantae; Streptophyta; Magnoliopsida; Gentianales; Rubiaceae
Source: the annotation of a GenBank genome assembly